CGAGUUAACAUUUGAUGAGACAAUGCUCGUGUACUUCCCUCUCCGCCAUGGGGCGCAAAGACCAGACCAGAGCAGAGCAGAGCAGAGCAGAGCAACCACCCGGUAAUCCGUGCGCCUCUUGCCGUGGACAUAAUUAGAUUACGGUGGUGCACCGAUCACUGCUGCUGCUGCUCCUGCGGUAAAUGCGAGAAUACCUUCCGACAAAAAAAAACCUCCCUUUCUGACUCCGCAUCGCCUCCCUCUCUUUCUCUCUCCUGCUAAUGUGGUUAGGUCUCUCCUCUCUCCUCCCCCUCCCUCCCACCUUCCUCCCUCCUCUCUGUCUCUGGAUGAGGACGCAAAGGGGGGAACACUAGAGGAGAUAUACUGUUACCCUGCCUCUCUCCUCCACAGCUCGCACUCACCUCCUAAGUCCCGCACUGGAGACUCAAACUAACAGGAGACAAGAGGAGGAGGACACUAUCUGUCACCUCUUUUUUUUUUUUUUUUUUUUUUUGUCUGUGUGACUUGAACACAAACUCAUUUUUCUCCUCGGCUUGAAGGCGCGGACAGACAGCGGCAUUUUCCCAUCCCCUUAGAAAUAAAAGAAAGAAGUGGAGCCGGGUGGAUGAGUUGUGUGGAUGUUAUUUCCUGGAUUUUCUCCUCGGGCUGUGUCUCACCGCGGCCCCGGACACGGCAACAGUGUGUGGAAAAGUAGAUUUGUAUGUUAAACGUAUGGCUUCAACGAUAACACGCUGGAUGCUUGGUGAAGCAUGGUGGUGAAGAUGGUUAGAACGCACUUAAUGGGGCCUCUGUCACAGGGCCGGGUCAAAUGGCCGAGCAUAAUGGGAACAGGAGUCCUUUAUCUGCUGCUACUAUCAACUUGUCUCGGCCAAGACACAGAAGACUGGCAAUAUGAGGAAUGUAAACUGUCCCGGUCGGGUCCUCCUGCCACCAUUGUUGCCAUAGAUGAAGAAAGCCCCAACGGAACGUUAUUGGUUGAGAACAUGCAGAUAAAUGGCGUGGCCGAGGGUCCGGAUCGUACCAUCUCCCUGUCGCUAAGGGAUAACCACGACUACUGGGUGAUCCUGGACCCUUCCAAACAAGCCCUUUACCUCAACAGCACUGGACGGCUUCUGGAUCGAGAUCCCCCCUCCUAUAUUCAGUCCAUUGUGGUUCAGGUUCAGUGCACCAAUGAGCUCGUCGGCACGGUGAUCUUACAUGAAGUCCGCAUUGUUGUACGAGACCGCAACGACAACGCACCACGUUUCCAACAGCCAAGAUACUACGUUGCCGUCAGCGAGCUGACGCCAGUAGGAACCACUAUCUUCUCUGGUUUCUGGGGGAACAAUGGGGCAGCAGACAUCGAUGACGGUCCCAAUGGACAGAUAGAGUACACCAUCCAGUACAACCCCAAAGACCCGACAACAAACAGAACCUUUGACAUCCCUCUGACACUGUUCGGCUCCGUAGUUCUCAAAGAAAGACUCAACUAUGAGGAGAUAACACGCUACCUGGUCAUCAUACAAGCAAAUGACCGAGCCCCCUAUCCCAGCGAGCGCCGUACGGCCACCACCACUCUGACUGUGGACGUACUGGAUGGUGACGACUUGGGUCCCAUGUUUUUGCCAUGUACGCUUGUGGGAAACACCCGUGACUGUAGUCCCAUCACGUACCGGGCUAAUGUACUGGAGUUGACAGAGCCGAAUAAGGUGAAUCCCGUCAAUGUGACUCCACCCAUUCAAGCUGUGGACCAAGACAGAAACAUACAACCUCCGUCUGACAGGCCGGGUAUUCUGUACUCCAUCCUCAUCGGCAAACCAGAGUCCUAUGCAGACUAUUUCAGCCUGAAUGGAACCACGGCGGAGCUCCUGCUACUGAAGCCCAUCGAUAGAGAACUCUACCGCAGAUUUGAUCUGGUUAUCAAGGCAGAGCAGGACAAUGGCCACCCCUUGCCGGCGUUUGCCAACCUCCAAAUCGAAGUUCUGGAUGAAAACAACCAGGCACCCUACUUCCUGGAGACCGGUUACCAUGGCUACGUCAGUGAGGCAUCACCAGUGGGAACCACCAUAGCGACCACUGCCAGCCUGUCUGCACCGCUGGCCAUCGUGGCUCUGGAUAACGAUGUGGAGGAGACCAGAGACCCUCAGCUCCAGUUCUCAUUGGACAGCUAUUCUGAUGUCUUCUCCGUGUCUGCCACUGGAAUAAGAAGACAUCUCACCCUGCUGCAGCCGCUGGACAGAGAGACGCAGGACUCUUACACAUUCACGCUUUCAGCAUCAGACGGCGUCCAGCAGAGCAUUCCAGUUACUGUGACAAUAACAGUUUUGGAUGCUAACGACAACACUCCGACUUUUGCUAAUGCCUCUUAUAAUGUCAACCUGUUUACAGAUAUGAUGCCUGAAGAAACUGUGUUACAGCUGGUAGCAGUCGACUCUGAUGCAGGUCCCAACGGUCAAGUCACCUACCGGAUCUUAGCUGGUGAUCAGGGACAUUUUCUUAUUAACAGCAGUACUGGGGUCAUUACCGUGGCACCAGGUGUGGAGCUCAGUGUUGGGCGGAGCUACGCGCUGACUGUGGAAGCCAUGGACAAUGGGCCCGUACCUCAGAGACGGUCAUCCAUUACUACGGUCUAUAUCGAAGUUUUGCCUCCAAACAACCAGAGCCCUCCACGUUUCCCCCGGCAACAAUACAACCUGGAGAUCAGUGAAGCAAUGAGGACUGGAGCUAAACUGCUUAAUCUGCAGGCAGUGGAUCGGGAGAGGGACCCCAUCACCUACAAAAUCCACAGCGGAGACCCCCAUGGACAUUUUGCGCUACAGCAGAAUUCAGGGUAUUUGGUCCUGGACAAGCCUCUGGACAGGGAGUCUCUGGAUUAUUAUACCCUGGUGGUCACAGCUUCAGACAGACACCCAGAUGGGACCUCCUCUGCAACCGUGAACAUUGUGGUGACAGACGUUAAUGACAACGACCCGCUGUUCGAUUCUUCACUGCCGGUGAACCUCACUGUCAUCGAGGAGCGGGAUCACGCCUAUGUUGGACAGGUCAAGGCGACAGACCCAGAUCUUGGGGCAAGUGGUCAGGUCCAUUACCGGCUCAUCAACCACCAGAAGCUGUUUUCCAUCAACGCCACUGGAGCGAUCAGGACUACGGUGCCACUGGACAGAGAGGUGAAAGGUCACUACUUUCUGAUCGUUGAAGCCUGGGAUGGUGCAGUGGACCCUCGGCGAUCCAGAUUAACACUCUCCAUCACCGUUCUGGAUGUAGACGACAACAGCCCGAUAUUCACCCAGCAAACGUACAAUGUCAGCCUCCCAGAGAACAGCCCAAAGGAUACAGUCAUACUACAGUUAAAGGCAAUAGACGCUGACCUCAGCUCCAACCUCACAUAUCGAAUCAGAAGUGAAGGCUCAGGCCAGGAGAUCGUUCGGCUGUUCCACAUCGACCCGGUGACUGGAGAGCUGUCGGUUCUUAAAGUUCUGGACUACGAGGCUCUGGCUGACUCAGAAGCUACAUACACAUUCACAGUAGAGGCCACGGACUCAGAGGGAACCAUGCCUCCUGGACUCGCCUCUGUUACUGUUAGAAUUAUGGACAUGAAUGACUUUUCUCCAGUAUUCAGCCAGUCAGUGUACCGAGGCCUGGUUGCCCCUAAUGCUGUCAAGGGAACCAUUGUAACCACGGUGAUGGCCAAUGACUCUGACCCUGUGGGUACCCCAGCAGGUUUAGUGCGCUACAAAGUCAACCAGGAGGCUUAUCCGUACUCUGCAAGUAUAUUUGAUGUGGAGGAACAGACGGGGAAUGUGGUAACCAGAGUAAACCUCAACGAGGAGCCCAACCUCAAGUUCAGUCUGGUGGUGGUGGCCUACGAUGAUGGCGAGCCAGUAAAGGAGAAUACAACUCUUGUAGAGAUCACAGUCCUGCAGCCCUCCGUCAUUCCCGUGUUCACUCAGGAAGAAUACAGGUUUCCACCAGUGAGCGAGGAGGCUGCUGUUGGAACCCCAGUGGGAGCCAUCAUGGCGGCUGCUGUCAAUCAAACUAUCAUCUACUCCAUCACGGAAGGCAACCAGGGAGGUGUGUUUGCAUUAAAUGAAACGACAGGAGUGAUUUCCACUGCCAAGCCCCUGGACUAUGAGGCCAACUCCUCCUACGUUCUGAAGGUGGAAGCGGACUCCAUGAGAGUGGUGUCCUCGAACCUCCGAGUUCCCUCAAAGACUAACACAGCUAAGGUGAUAAUCGACAUCCAGGAUGAGAACGACCACCCACCGGUUUUCACCAGGUCUCUUUACAUUGGAGGGGUCGCAGAGGAUGCCAAAACUUUCACCUCCGUCUUGCAAAUUCAGGCUCUGGACAAAGACACCGGUAACUACAGCUCUAUGAUGUACAGGCUCAUCAUUCCCCCUCCUGCUGGCAAAGACAGUAAAGAUACUAAAGACGGCUUUGUCAUCGAGCCAUACACCGGCGUGGUGAAGACAGCAAUCAUGUACCGGAACAUGAGGCGGUCAUAUUUCAAGUUUGAGGUGGUUGCUACGGACAACUAUGGUAAAGGACACAGCAGUAAGGCGGAGAUAGUGGUGUCAGUCGUGAACCAGCUGGACAUGCAGGUGGUUGUGUCAAACGUCCCUCCAACUUAUGUGGAGAAAAACAAAGACAAGCUGCUCAGCAUCUUGGAGCGCUACGUCCAGGAACAGAUACCGGGCGCAAAGGUUGUUGUGGAAACCAUUGGCCCCCAUCGCCAUGGUGACGGAAUGGAGCAGGAAGACUACACCAAGUCGGACCUCAUGAUUUAUGCCAUCGACCCGCUGACAAAUAGAGCUGUAUCGAGACAGGAGCUCUACAAGUUUCUUGAUGGUAAACUCUUGGACAUCAAUAAAGAGUUCCAGCCUUUCCUCCCUCCUGGUGGACGGAUUCUGGAGAUCCGAACCCCUGAGGUGGUGACCAGCGUGAAGAAAGCUGUGCAGACUGUAGGCUACACAGAGGGGGCGCUGUUGGCUCUGGCAGUUAUUAUCAUUAUCUGCUGUGUCCCAGCCAUACUGAUUGUCAUUAUCACCUACAAACAAUUCAAAGAACGCCAGGCAGAGUGUGCCAAAACAGCCCGUAUCCAGAUGGCACUGCCAACGGGCAAACCUGGGGGAUGCACUGCCAACAACCUGUAUGAAGAGCUGGGUGACAACGCCAUACAAAAUCCGUCAAACCACAGUGGCGGUGGGACUGGCGGCAGUUUGGAUGAAAGCGACCGCCAGCGUCUGAUUUCAGAUUUUGCCACACGAGCGAUCGCUGCCCAUCGUCAGUGCGUCGCUAACGGAGGGGUGCUCAACAACCUGCCCAAGUCUGAGUCCAACAUCACCUUUCUCUCUGAUGAAAACCCCCUGACCAUUAAAAAUCCCAUCUACCAUGAGGACGGGACGUUGAGCAGCCCAGAAACUCUUGGUAGAAGCCAGAGGAGAAGAGACCUUCUUGGGAAUUUCACCCCUUCCAGGAAAGGCCUUCGAGAGGCCUGGCUGAGGCUCAGCUCCCCUGGAGGAGACGUGGGGUUCGGUGGGUACAGUGGCAGUGACAGCGGGUGGGGAUCUGGAGGUGGACACAGCUGGACUCUCCCAUCAAGGUUGCAUCGAAGAGAGAUGUACGACGCUUUGAGGCGGCAAGUGGUUAUGGAUCCCGUUCAGUGGGAGCUGGAGCUUCUAAAAGCUGAAUUCAAGGAGAGUAAAGAUGCUGGUCUGGAUUCAGGAUUCGACCGUGGGUUGGAUUCCGAUUUGAUGGGAAGCCCAAGUCUGGAACCCAAGCUGACGGUCAAAGAACAAGCGAGACAGUUUGAGCAACAGGCGCUCCAGGAAAUGAGGCAAAGGCAAAGCAGAGAUUCGCGAGGAUCUCUGUCACCUGAUAUGUUACUUUCUGUUUUCCAGGAGUCUCCUCAACAUCACAAGCAAACCCUUAAUGCUUCACCUGCUCACGUCAAAGAGGGUCCCCCGAGUAUCAUUGUCACCCACAGUGAUGGAGGAACCCCUCCACCAAGUCACAAGCCAACUCCUCCUGUGCUGCGGCGCUUCGGGGCAAAUUUAACAGGAAAUCAGAGUCCGGAAGAAAGACUUCAGGUCCAUUUAGACGUCAUCCCUGAUCCCCCAUCAACCCCUCCGCCACCGCCUCCAACCUCACCACCUCCACCUCCAUCCCCACCACCACCACCUCCACCUCCCACAUCUGCUCCACUUCCUCCAUCAUCUCCUCCUCCACACUGCCCUCCCUCCCCUCCGCCUCUCCCUCCUGCUUCAUCUCACUCCAACCAUACAGAAAAGCAAAAUCCUCCUCCACCACUCCCACCUCCUCCCCCGCCUCCACCUCUCCCUCCCCCUCUGUCGCCCUCACUCCUGCGUCCAUCCACCUUUGUCCUCCCAUCAAUCUCGGAGGCGCCCACCCUGCGGCCUGUGUCCCUCCGGCCGCCACCUCCACCCCUCCCCAUGGAGCCCGAACCUCCCCGAAAAGAGCUGAAAGGAAUCUUAAAGAACAUUCAAAACAUCGCCGACAUCGAGAAGUCAGUGGCCAACAUGUUCAGCCAGAUAGAUCAGAAACAGAUCCCACUCAAAAAGGGAGGUAAAGAAGGAGUAGGAGCAACAGGAGAAGCAGGAGAAGGAGGAGAGGAUCCCCCACCCCCACCCCCACUUCCACAGAUUCAGCCCAACCCAAACAUGAACUCCAUCGUGGAAGAACUUGAGAAACGAUUCCCCUCUCAGUCUACAAUGCUCUAGCCUUUGCCUUUAUGAUAUGGAAAGCACACAGAGAGGAAUUUUUUAACAUUGUUGCAUAGUUGCGGCGGAGCUGUCAAGGGACUGAUGCUCAAAAUAGCUCAGUGGGAUGCUGUGAUGAUUCGGUGAUUCUUUACUGCACUACAGCUGUGCUCUUCCAACAUGACUUCCUGUUUUCUACAUAAGGAACGAAAAAGAACUAAUAUAAACUCUGGGUACAAGUAAAAUGUUCAUCCUCUCAAAUGAUGGAACAGAAAAGGAGAAGAGAGGGAAGGUGAACAGCAAGAAAGGUCACAUCCUGCACAGUCCUAAUGUAUUCAUGUAAAAGCUGAAAAGGGCUUCCUUCACUAUUUCUCUAACAGUGAAGGAUUAAAGGAGUGGUGAAGAAUGAAGAUGAAAUGAUAAUCAGGUCAAGUCCAUUUUUUUAAGUUGUGUCCCCAUUUCAUUGAACCUGAACUACAAGGAGGAAUUCAAGUAGUAUUUGUUUGGAGGGCUAACUCAUUAUCUGCCUCUGCCAUUAUUCUAGUUUCCCCACAAACGACAUUUCUAGGACUUGUUUUUUUUUUAAUUAACACUGAGGAAAAUUGGCUUAAAUUAGCUGCAGAUGGGAGCUGUGAAAUCAAGUGAUUAGAAGUGGCAAAAUGUCUCCUGGUUAACUUUCAGUUUGACUGCGUUCAUUACCAUUUUACAUCCACGCCAAGUGAUUGACAUUCUUGUCAACAACAAAUUAUAAUCAGUCAAAGACACAUGAUUGCUGAUGGGCCCUCUUGCUGUUGUGCAAAGCUAAUUUCAGGGUGUAAAACACACCCUCUGGACGUCUUAACUAGUUGAUUCUAGAUGUAGUGGGUGUGAAAUGUUAAACCUGCCAACUUGGAUUGAACUUUGCUGGACAUGGAUUCUUUGUAUUGUUUGUAGCAUGGAUAGUAUUCCACUGUUAGAGCCAGUGACAUGAUCAGUGUCACAUUCUGUCUCCAUUUCAUCUGUUCUCACUGUUCCAUAGUUACCUAAUAAUGUAUGAUCACAGAUUCUGGUCUGUGUAUAAGGACACAAUCCAUCUGUUCCUGUCAGUAGGUUGCUGUUAGCAGACAUCUUUCCAUCUUUGUUUAAUUUGAGUCAGGGCACAACUAUGUAUCUUUAUCAACCCUGUCUCCUAGAAAUUACAUAUAUAUGUUUUACUAAGUUGUUGUUACCAUUUACAUCACGUUACUGAAUGUAGUUACUGGCUGGACUGCAUUCACAGGCAAUGUUUUAUGCCUCCGUGUCAUCUAGAACCGUGGCUGGUGGCAUUAUGUUUUCAGGUUGUCCAUCCAUCCAUCUAAUUAUUGUGAAGGUGAUAUCUCAGGAACCUUGAGGGAUUUUAUUCAAAUUUGGCACAAACGUCCACAUGGACUCAACAAUUAACUGAUUAGAUUUUGGUGGUUGUUAAAGGAGCUAAGUCUAUUACUAGCUACUGAGGUAUUUGACCAGGGUUGAUGCUCAGUACAAAACAAACAAACAAAACUGUAGCAGUCCGCGCCAUUGCGGUCAAAAAUCAUUUGCCCUUCAGGGCCAAACACCUGAUGACCAUAGUGAGGUCACAUCCUAAAUGCCUGAACUCACCAGGUCACAGUACAGCGCCCCCAAUGCCCACACAGUGAAUUACACAGUUAGAAUCAAACCUCCCAAUAACAUAUUUGGCUCCUAUAGUGGUCAAAGGUCACCAUGCUCUGGUCUGUCAAAUUUCCCCUGAACAUGAUAUUUUAGGUACACACUGAGGGAAUUUCUUCAAUUUGGCACAAAUGUUCACUUGGACUCGAUGAUGAUUUUGACACAACAUGUUUUUGACCAUAACUCAAGAAUUCAUACACUAAUUGUGACAAAUUUUAACACAAUAGUCUAAUAGGAUAUGAUGAUGCGGUGAUGACAUUUUAUUUUCAUUUUAUUCAUUCAUUUUAUACCAUUAAAAUGACGUUGCAGUAACAAUCCAAAGUACAUGUUGUUUUACUGCUCAGUCCAGAAACAGAAUACUCUGCCUUCUAUUCCAGGCCUGGCAAAAAAAUUCAGCUACAAAAAAGGUUCCCUUCCUGAAACAAAAUUCAAAUUUUUCAUUUUACUGAAAAGUACAUUCCUUAUGUCUUCAUAUACAGUACAGGACAGUAAAACAAGAAAUGAACCUCAUUCUUGACUUCACCCAAAUUACACAACAAACAAAUUCUGUCCUCCUCUGGGGUAACAGUAAACCUUCCAGUCUCUAAGGCUAAUGGUAACGUUUCUGAGCUCAACUGUGCACAUGGAGAUCUUUGUCUUUUGUUUAGAUAACACUUCAUGUAAGGUUUAAACAGACCAGUUUUUCUCCAAACAUGCAAAAUAUUUCACUCCCAAUCUCCCAAAUAUCACAGGUUAACCUGUUUUGAGAAAUAAAUUGUAAAUUGACAAAUUGUUCAAAUAAAAUAAUGAUUUCAACUCAUUAGCCCAGGAAUGACAGUGGGAGGUUUCCAAAUUAAAAAUCUUUUCAGUGACUCUCUGCACUGACAUCUUCACAAGUCUAUUCCACAGCUGAAGCAUUUGACAUUGUGGUGAUUGUAUAGAUCCUCUGUGCUGUUGGGGUGAAGAUGUGUGAAGCAUCCAUGUUUUUUUGUAACUUCCUUGCAGCAACAUCCAUAUUUGAAGCAUUGUCUACUGUCAUGCCUAUGUAUGAGUCUGCGCAGACAUGGGUGGAAACUAACUGCAACUUGACUGGUUCACAAAGGCAUACAACCACAAAGUGGUGGUUCGAGUUUUGAGUGAAUGAAAAGCUACAUUCUCUUUCUAAUGAUAUAUACAAAGCACAACAGAGACCUAGGUGUGCAUCAUAAGUCCUGUCUGUAAUUACAUUUAGGCAACAAAUGCACUCUGGUUGAGGUUAGAUAAAGAUCUUGGUCAGAGGAUGUGAGUGGAGUGGAGCGCAAGCGAGCGGGGAGGGCAAGAGGAAGGCUUUUGAAUGGAGUGCAGGGCAGAUUUUCAAAAAGGUUAGAGCGUCACUUUAUCCCCCACUCAAUCCUGCACCAAUUUUGCUCUGGGACCACUCACACCAUGAGUUUGAAGCAUGCCUGACCCAGAAUGCACCUGUGUACCGUGCACACAGUAUUAUCUAUUGAAAAUGUCUGUUCAAACCCGACAACGGUGUACUCUCACAAGGAAACUGAGAAAUUAUACAAGCUAAAAUUAAAAUACAACACAGCUCUUUUCUUUUUCUGGUGUGAGUGAUUUGAGUGAAGCUGCCUCUAGCUGCUUUGAACAGGAGAGCAGAGGGAGCAGGGAGUGGAUAUUGUCACCACUCCACUCCGCUCACAUGGUCUGAACUUUGGGUUAAAUGUUGAUAAUCACAUUGUGUUUCGGGAUUCAAGUCACUGUGGACUUUUUCAGUUUUAAACCAAGACCAUAAUCUUUCUCUAACCUUCACCUUAAGUACUGCCAGAGCCUGAGCAUACCUAGGAAAAUGUUUGAUAAUGCGUUAGUCACCAUGAGCUGAUAUUGAAAGAUUUUAGGCAGAAAAUCAAAUCAAAAACUGAUACAUUUAGUACAGAAUUAACAUUUUUGUGACUUGUACACUUGAUUUGUUUUUCAUCAACAUUUCUCAUUGUGUUGAUGGAAACUAUAAUCCUGCCAGCUUUACGUUUCCUUCAAAAUAUGAACAUAAUUUGCAGGAGACAGGGUUUAUCUUUUGAUAUGAAUUGGUAAGUACAUCAACAUGUGUUAAAAACUUCAAAUUGCAAAUGCAGACAUUGUGAAAGUGAAACAUUCCUUUUGGCUGUUGUCUUUUGUGUUUUUGUGUCUGUUCCGCUUUCUGUCAAAUAUUCAUUUAGUUUGUUUUGGGUUAGGUGCAUUGAUACAGUAGAGAAAUGUCUAUAACGUUUAUGUAGAGUGUUUUUACAAUAUGUGCUACAUUUUUAUGAACUUUUUUCUAUAGGGUUGUAUUGCUUCUUUUACCCAAGG
This is a messenger RNA of Epinephelus lanceolatus (giant grouper), 10670 nucleotides long. NCBI's taxonomy places the organism in Eukaryota, Metazoa, Chordata, Actinopteri, Perciformes, Serranidae. The record is from RefSeq and is a predicted model, not a curated record.